This is a messenger RNA of Xiphophorus maculatus (southern platyfish), 1953 nucleotides long. It is a transcript of the gene hlx1, whose product is annotated as H2.0 like homeobox. Lineage: Eukaryota; Metazoa; Chordata; Actinopteri; Cyprinodontiformes; Poeciliidae. Gene Ontology annotation, molecular function: DNA-binding transcription factor activity, RNA polymerase II-specific; sequence-specific DNA binding. The transcript has 4 exons. The coding region runs from base 194 to 1381 and encodes 395 amino acids. Gene Ontology annotation, biological process: regulation of DNA-templated transcription. The record is from RefSeq and is a predicted model, not a curated record.
CGACCAAUCAGCGUCAGCGGAGGAACUUCAGAGUGGAACUUCGGGGUUAGAGUUUCAGACCAGUGAGAGCGUUUUUGGCACAACCAGGACGCGCAUCUGUCCUCCUGAAAGCGUUAUCCGUGCUUAUCGUUUUACAUGUCUGUCUUUUUAUAACAUCAUUUGAGAAACAAUACGAGUCGUUAGAAGCUCCGGGAUGUACACCGCCGGGCUCAACCCGUUUUACGCAUCCAAUUUCAGCCUCUGGUCGGCAUACUGCGCCGGAGGCUUCGCUGUGGAUACCAUAAAGAAGCCGUCGUUUUGCAUCGCAGACAUUUUGCAAGCAGGAGAUGCGGAGAACAUCCCCGGAUCGUCCGCCCUCAUGGUGCACAUGGGACACCACCAUCACCACCAUCACCAGCAGCAGCAGCGCGCUCAGCAGGCGCACUCCGGCGGCUCUCCGCUGCGUCCUGCUCCCGUCGCGCCGGAGCCUUCAUCGGUGUUCGGAGCCAGACUCAGCCCGGCGUCUCCGUACAACAGACACGGACUGCAGCUCACCACCGUCUCUAGGACGCCGUUCAAUUCCCAGCAGGCACCCCCGCCUUCAAGUAAAGACCUCAAAUUCGGAAUCGAUAGGAUUUUAUCCACAGACUUUGAUCCAAAAUGCAAAGAAAAGUCUUCUCUAAGAGAUCUCACCUCCAUCGUUAGCUCGAACCGUCAGUCAGGCCUCCACAUCCCUAUUCAACCUCCAGCCAGCCCCUACUUCUCCUCCAUAGACCCCGGGAUGAGCGACGCGUCCUCCAUGAUGGGCUCACUAGGCAGCGGCAGCGGCAGACACGCAGGCCAGCAUCAGUUUCAGGACACCUUCCCAGGUCCCUACGCAGUGCUCACGAAAGACACAAUGCCACAGACGUACAAGAGGAAAAGGUCAUGGUCGAGGGCCGUGUUUUCGAACCUGCAGAGGAAAGGCCUGGAGAAGAGAUUUGAAAUACAGAAGUAUGUCACCAAGCCUGACAGAAAACAGCUGGCGGCCAUGCUGGGGCUCACAGACGCUCAGGUAAAAGUGUGGUUCCAGAACAGGCGCAUGAAGUGGAGACACUCCAAGGAGGCCCAGGCUCAGAAGGACAAGGAGAAGGACGAGAAGCCGGAGAAAGGAGCCUCAGAGGCGGGGGGACUGGAGCCGAAGGAGCCGACAGAGUCCGAGUGCGAGAGCGAGGCUCGGAGCGACAGCGAGUCGGACGAAGCCGAGGAGGAAGAGAGCGGAGACGGACAUUUGGACAUUUCUGAGCUCAACAACAACAAGACCAGCGUGAUCAUGAGCGGGAGCGCUCAGGCGGCCACCGCGGACUCCUGCCCCACGCCCACGGACACGGCAACGGCAACGGCGUCGCAGGUGUUGGUAUGAAAAAAAAAAAAAAAUGAAAAAAAAAAAGAAAAUAAAAUAAAAAUCAGGCCACGAACAAUGAAGGAACGUCUGUUAGCCUAUUUUUGUCUGAAGAGCCUCAGUGACAUUAAAGACCCGCGGAGUGUUUAGCGUCUGCAUCCGGAAACAGGUCAGUUCACUUCCAGCGAGCAGCAGUGGGAGCUCAGAGACCGAUUCAUUCUUGCACACUAUUGUAGCCCAGCAGGCAGAAGGAGCAUGGUGAAAAAGUGUGAAUUUUAUUAGAUUUUGCUGUUUUAUCUUCUAAUUAUUUUUUCAUCGCUUAACCGGACAUAAUUUAAACUUAUUUCUGGCCUAUAAUUACUGUCUUGAAUAGAGCUGCAGAGUUGAGGAUGAUGAUGAUGAUGACAACGAUGAUGAUGCGGUUGCGGAUUUUAUUGUUAUUGCAGGAACCACUCGACUUAUGUUGUAAAUGAAAUCUUUGGACAACUGCAGUAUUAUUACAUAUUUGUUUGUUUUGAUACAUAGAUGUGCUAUUUUGUUAAAAGUAAUUUGCACUGAAAAAUGUAAAUAAAAUGUUUUUACUUGGGAAAAUC